Messenger RNA from Penicillium chermesinum, 1731 nucleotides. RefSeq lists its product as uncharacterized. The transcript has 5 exons. Bases 1 to 1731 code for a protein of 576 amino acids. Lineage: Eukaryota; Fungi; Ascomycota; Eurotiomycetes; Eurotiales; Aspergillaceae. The record is from RefSeq and is a predicted model, not a curated record.
AUGCCUUGCUUCAAAGGCCUCGCCGUGAGCAUCCAUACUCCGGAUGGACCAAUCCCCGAGUACUCCAUUCAGCGCCAGUCGCGCGCCUCCCGCAUAGGCUGCUUCAUCCCCGUCCCUCCCCCCCUAAACGGUAAACCGGAACAAUCCACCUUUGCCAUUUCCAUCACCCUCCUCAAUCCCGGACAAGAUGUCCCCUACUCCACCCCCAAGCCGACAGCCGACGAGCCUUCUCCCAAGCCAAAAGUCGUUGGAGGGCUGCCCGGCAAAACAAGCGAGCGCGGUCAAUACUCGGGCGCAGUCGCCCCGUACCAAGCCCUAACCAACUCUCCUAACGAAACCGUCGCCGCCUACAUCUACUUCGAUGGAAGACAAAAGGAGGAGGUAGCCACGCUGCUGCGCAGGGGCGAGGAGACAUGGCUCCGAGGAGGCGGCAUCGCCGAACGAGAAUUUCUGUUCCGCGAAGUGGGACUAGAGCGGUGGCUGAACGGUCUCGACUUGGAGGGCAAAGAUGCCGCGGCGAAGAUCGAACGCCGACGACAGAAGGUGGAGAAGCGUCGCGCAAAACGCUUGGCGGAAGGCACGAAUAUGGAAGAAGACAUGAGUGCUAUGGAGCUGGAAGCCAAGACGGCGAAACCAAAGAAUAUCAUGCGAUACGGCAACGAUGCGAAAGCACCCCUGGAAAAUGUUUCCGACGACGAUUUGUCCUCCGAUUCUGAUGAUGACGACCCCAUUCCUGAGACUGCGGGCCAGAUCAAGGUGGCGCUUUUCCGUGUGUUGGCUUCUGGGGAGAUCAAGCGGGGUGAAUAUUCGCCGCAGUUCGACGCGCAUGAUGACGACGAAGAGGGUGGACAGGGUAACAGCGGCGGGGACGCCGAUGUCGAUCAUACGACAAGCUUCGCAAAGCCGAAGUCUCUAGAUCCCAAGUCCAUCAGCACGCAGACGGUAACCGGCAUCGAUCCCACCGAUAAGCCGUAUGCGAUAUUCACCUUCAUGUAUCGCGGUGAACGUGAGUUCUCCCAUCUCGGUGAGAAGAUGGGUAUCCUGAAGGACUCAAAGUCACAAGAUACGCCAGCUGCAAAGAGAAAAUCCCUACAAGCUGACUUGGCUAGCCUCGGUCCGCUAAAACCCGGAGGAACAGUCGGAUUCAUGAAUUUCCGAGAGAGCAACUCCGGCCGCAAGCAGACGAAGGGCGAGGAUGAUAUGGAUAGCGAUGACGAUGACACAGACAACCCUAUCCUUAGCAAGGCUGACGAUGAAGAGACGAAGGAUGACAACCGCUUUUUGUCCCCGGACGACAUCAAACGUGAGGGUGAACUUGAAGAAGGUGUCAGGAAGAUUCGCCUCAAGCGUCAGCACUCUGCAGAGCCGGGCGGCAGCAGUGUUGAAAGCCCUAACAGCCCCUCAGCGUCGGGCACCACACCCCCUGCACCGGAACGUGCUACUACCCCACCAAAGAAGACCACCUCGACUGCCGGGCCAUCGGAGCUUUCCCAACCACCCCCGGAAACCACCGAGAGCUUCAUCGGCAGCCCAUUGAAGAAGCAACGCGCGAGUGUCUCUAUGGCGGAUGAAAACGCCCUCCGGCGCCGAAUUGCUGAGUCAUCUGGUCGAAUCAACGAGGUCCUUGGCAACAGCACCAACGAUUCUAAGAACGCCAGUGCAGGCGCCUUCGGCACGAAUGUCAACAAUCAGCCAAUUAUCAAGACCGAGGAUGAAGAUGAGGAGCUGUGA